This is a messenger RNA of Daucus carota subsp. sativus, 1242 nucleotides long. Its product is annotated as GATA transcription factor 1. Lineage: Eukaryota; Viridiplantae; Streptophyta; Magnoliopsida; Apiales; Apiaceae. The transcript is spliced from 2 exons. The coding region runs from base 200 to 913 and encodes 237 amino acids. Gene Ontology annotation, biological process: regulation of DNA-templated transcription; cell differentiation. Gene Ontology annotation, molecular function: zinc ion binding; sequence-specific DNA binding. Gene Ontology annotation, cellular component: nucleus. The record is from RefSeq and is a predicted model, not a curated record.
AACGUAUUUUAAAAUAAAAUACUUCAAAAAUAGAGCAAACAUAGAUAUCCCCUCCUCUCCGUGAUUGCCAACCAUCCAAAAACUAAAAAUUGAAAUACACAGACCCACUACGCCUCCAAAAUAUAACCCCCUCUCUUCUCUCUCUUCAACCCCUUCUCUCUGAAAAAACCCUUUUGAAACUCAUACUCUCGCUCUAGAAAUGGAGUCUCUUGGCAACCCACCUUUUUUAUUGAUGGACGGUGACGAUAUUUUCAACUUUCCUCUUGAUGGUGAAGACGGGAUUGACCCUGGCCGUCGAUUUUCUGAACUGGAAUUUGCAGAGGAGGAACUUGAGUGGUUAUCGAACAAGGAUGCCUUCCCGGCUGUCGAGACUGGGCUAGACAUUUUUACGCCGCACCAGAAUCUGCAGAGCCCGAUAUCGGUUCUUGAGAACAGCAGUAGCAGCAGCAAUAGCAAUGGCAGUGGGACGAUGAGUUGUUGCGGGGCGCUUCCAGUUCCCAUUAGCUUCCCUGUGCACUACCCGGUUCGUGCGCGUAGCAAACGUAGACGGAGAAGACGAAGGGAGUUCCCUGAGUUUCCAGUUGCGGUGCAGCAGGCUGGUUGGUGGAACCAGGUUAAUGUCAGGAAUGUGAAGCAGGAUUUCCCCAAGGCGUUGCCGAUAACGGGGGGCUCUUCUAUUGGCAGGAGGUGCCAGCAUUGCCAAGCUGAGAAGACCCCGCAGUGGCGGGCUGGACCCAUGGGACCUAAAACUCUGUGUAAUGCUUGUGGGGUGAGGUACAAGUCGGGGAGGCUCGUGCCAGAGUAUCGUCCGGCUAAUAGUCCGACGUUUUCGAGUCAGGUGCAUUCGAAUUCUCACCGCAAGAUUAUGGAGAUGAGGAGGCAUACUCUUGGUGAUAACAUGAUGGUGAAAUGAGGCCUGUGCAUAUUAGGAUAGGGGUUGAGUAGUUCGAUUUGAUUUAAUUUUUAACUCCCUAUCUGCUUUAGCAUAGUUGGGUUAGGAAGUUAGGAUUUGUUGUAUUGCGCUAGACUGUUAUGGCUUAGUGAACCAUAAUUAUUUCCUUUUCUCGAAUUUUUGUUAGGGGAUUUUGAUUUUAGUGUGCGUGAGUAUGCAAUACAAUUAGCCGACAAGAAACCCUGGAGCAUGUAGUUUGGUUUUCCCCGUCUAUUAUACAUUUCAAUCAUUUUAUUGUGAUGAGGACCAAUUAUGGGAGUUUCUGAAUGAAGGAUGGAGGUUUUGCCAGA